Galendromus occidentalis (western predatory mite) is the source of this 417-nucleotide messenger RNA. RefSeq names its product cuticle protein 16.5. The record is from RefSeq and is a predicted model, not a curated record. The transcript has 2 exons. NCBI's taxonomy places the organism in Eukaryota, Metazoa, Arthropoda, Arachnida, Mesostigmata, Phytoseiidae. The coding region runs from base 1 to 417 and encodes 138 amino acids.
AUGGCGUUUGCUCUCGCCUGUCUGGCUGUCGCCGCUCAGGCUGGCCAUUUCGCGGCCCCUGCCCUCCUUGCGGCUCCGGUCGCGAAAUACGCCGCUCCCGUCGUCGCGCACUCGUACGCCACCCACACCGUUCACGCAGCUCCGGUCGCCAAAUUCGCCGCCCCGGUCUUAGCCGCUCCCAUCGCGAAGAUUGCUCACGCGCCCGUCCUGGCUGCUCACGCACCAGUCUUGGCCGCCCCUAUCGCGAAGUACGCCGCUCCCGCUCUCACCUACGCUCAUCAUGCUCCUCUUGCUUACGCUCAUCACGCUCCCCUGGCGUAUGCCCACCACGCUUACGGUAAUGCCUACGCGGCCCCCGCUCUCGCCUACGGUGGAUUCCACUACGGUGCCCCCGCCUUCGCUAAGACCUUCCUGUAA